Molecule: messenger RNA, 1357 nt
Organism: Guyanagaster necrorhizus
Lineage: Eukaryota; Fungi; Basidiomycota; Agaricomycetes; Agaricales; Physalacriaceae
Product: LuxS/MPP-like metallohydrolase
Exons: 5
Coding region: 34-1299 (421 amino acids)
Cellular component (GO): mitochondrion
Molecular function (GO): metal ion binding
Source: RefSeq, a predicted model, not a curated record
AUCGCCGUCAACGUUCUCUCCAUCCUUUCCCAAAUGCUUGCAGCUCGACGCGUGCCUCGCAUAGCGCGCUCCUUCGCCACCGUCCCCGACAGCGCCGGUUACAAGGUUGCCGCUGUCGACGCAAACCAGCCGACAUCGUCCGUCACGUUCCUCGUAAAGGCAGGCAGCAGAUUCGAAACCAAGCCCGGCGUCGCCCAUGCUCUUAAAAACUUUUCCUUCAAGAGCUCAGCAUUCCGUUCAGCGUUGGGAACGAUUCGUCAGAGCGAACUGUAUGGUGGUGUGUUGUCCGCGUCGCUGGGUCGGGAGCAUCUGGCAUUGACGGCCGAAUUUCUCCGUGGUGAUGAGGAAUUCUUCGUCCAGCUCCUCGCCGAAUACAUCCAGUCCGCGAAAUUCACCCGCCAUGAAUUCCAAGAGUACGUUACGCCCGUCGUCGAGGCUGAGAGCACCGAAGCUUCAUCGGACCCCGCCGUUUACGCCAUCGAGCUCGCACACGCUCUCGCCUUCCGCAACGGUCUCGGUUCAUCCCUCUUUGCGACCCCGCAUAGCUCGCUCACGGUAGAAGACGUAUCUGCCUUUGCCAAGAAUGCCUUCACCCGGGAGAACAUCGCCGUCCUCGGCACCGGCAUCGACCAGGGUACCCUGUCCGAGCUCGUCCAGCGCUUCAGUGGUGCCGCAAAGUCCACAGGCGCAGCUUCCUCCACCUCUGCCUCCACCUACUUUGGUGGUGAGACGCGUUUGCAGUCUCAUGGCGGUCCGGAAACUGUGUUCAUCGGUUUCGGUACCACUGGGGCCCCUAGCCCUGAUCUUGCCGCGUUCUCCGCAUUCCUUUCCCCGACCCCAUCUAUCAAAUGGUCCCAAAGUCUCUCCCCCAUCGCCUCUGCCAUACCUGCCGGCACCAGUGUGCAGUCGGUGUACCUUCCUUACUCUGAUGCCAGUCUGUUUGGUCUUCUCAUUCAAGGCUCGAGCGGCGCGAGCGUGAAGGAGGCUGGCAAAGCCGCGGUCCAGGCCCUCAAGGCUGCAGCUAAGGGUCUCUCGAAGGAGGACGCUGCUAAAGCUGCUGCAAAGGCAAAAUUCGCAGCCGCUUCUGCGAUCGAAGGUCGGGACAGUCUUGUCAACAUUUUAGGAUCCAAGGUCCUUGCUGGCUCUGAUGCUUCCGUCAACACCGUACUUCAGCCGUUUGCCAGCGUCACAGCUGCUUCUCUUUCCAAGGCUGCUUCAUCGCUUGUCAGUUCCAAGCCGACCUUUGUUGCUGUUGGUGACAUUGCCAGCCUACCAUACGCCGAUGAACUGGGGCUCUGAUUUUAGAAGAGUUCAUGCUGUAUUCGUCGAAUAUAAAAACGGAAGUUUAGUGCACCGG